AUUAGUUGGAGAUAUUAGUGGAAUUGAUCUAAGGGCAGUUAAGUCUCAAUUAAUUGGUUUAUCCAAAAAACCAAGAUUAAUUAGUGCAAAAGACAAGUGUCAAUAGUACAGAGAUUCAUAAAUAGAAUUAGAAACCCCAACAAAAAUGUGAAGCUUCCAAAAAAAAAGUAAGUAUCAAAAAAACAGAAUUUUGUCUUCGUUCUUCUCUGAGAUUAAAGCUUUCUCUUUUGUAAUGGAAGAAUCUCAGGGCAUCAAUGGCGUCGAUGAUUCAUAUCGUCAUCUCCCAAUUCUCUACUUAACCUUUUUAACGAUCUGGUCUUUCUCCGCUUGUUCUUGGACGGUUAACACUUUCAAAAAUCGCCACUUUCAGACAAAUAGUUUACAAUGGACUCUUGCUUCAGUUCCAUUAAUCAAAGCCUUACAGCUCACACUAUCUUUCCUCUUUUGGCAUUCAUGUUUUCACCAUCACAUUUGCUCUCUAUGGAUGUCUUUUGGUGUAUAUGUGACUGGUGUUCUGUUUCAGACAGCUUCAUUUGUGUCUUUUUUACUUAUCUCUCACGGUUAUUGCAUCACUUGUGAACGGCUCUCGUUGACCGAACGUAGAACUACAGCUUCACUUGGUUGUGUCUUUUAUUUGACUCUUGUUGGAUACAGAGCUUCUGUUCCUUAUUUUGCAGUGCUUCUGAUACUUAACUACAUGAUCUCAUUCUAUGUUAUAUUCCAUCACAUAUCGCAAAAUCUAGCGGUGUUACGAGAACAGCUGAGUUUUAUCGAAGAUGAGAAUGUUCAAGCUAUGCAUGAUGCUGUAUAUGCUAAAUACAUCAUGUUCAAAAAAUUCCAAGGAGCUAUGCAGAUUGUAGCAAUGGCAGAAACUGUGAUCUACAUGAACAUGGAUAACUCCUCACAAAACUAUUGGCUCAGGCUACUAAUUCGAGAAUGGGCUCAGUUCUGCAUUUUUCUCUAUAUUGGUUGGACUUUCAGGUCUCAGGAUAUGGCACCGCGUUUCUCGGUAAUGCCUACACUAAAACCGAAAGAGAAUACAAUUAUUCCUCCGAUUUAUAGCAUGGAAAUGGACGCAAAAUCUUUCAAAGAAUUCAGAAGUCAAGAAUGGAACAUCGGAGUGCCAAUGCCAUAUUCAAACUACGAAAAGCAAAAAGAUUCAGUUCUAGUGAUAAUUCAGCAUCCGCGAUAGCAUUUAGAGAGAAGCAAAAGAUACAAUGUUUUCCUCUAUCCAUCUUCCUAAAGAGAGUGAAAGAUCACCAAAAUUGACAAAGUUUCUCUCUGAUUAAGACAAGAUGCUUCCUCAGCAACUACCUUUCUCUCUUUCCAUUUACAUUUUGGGGUUUCUUAUCUUAUAGAGGAAUAAAAUUUGUAUAGAUGCAAAAACUAGUUCUAGUAUAAUGCUUCAAAUGAAAAUGUAAACACAAAUCUUUCAUCUUUUUCUUCACAAAAUGAAACAAAAGAAACAUUUAGAG
Molecule: messenger RNA, 1475 nt
Organism: Arabidopsis thaliana (thale cress)
Lineage: Eukaryota; Viridiplantae; Streptophyta; Magnoliopsida; Brassicales; Brassicaceae
Exons: 9
Coding region: 233-1192 (319 amino acids)
Source: RefSeq, marked reviewed